Messenger RNA from Saxophila tyrrhenica, 927 nucleotides. RefSeq lists its product as uncharacterized. The coding region runs from base 1 to 927 and encodes 308 amino acids. The record is from RefSeq and is a predicted model, not a curated record. Lineage: Eukaryota; Fungi; Ascomycota; Dothideomycetes; Mycosphaerellales; Extremaceae. The transcript has a single exon.
AUGGUCACCCUCUCCGAAGUCCGCGCCACCAACUCUAAACUCUCCCAACCCCCCAUGACCGCCGUCUUCGUUGGAGCAACUUCAGGAAUCGGCCUCGCCACCCUCCGCGCCUUCUCCACGCACGUCGCCAAACCUCACGCCAUCAUCAUUGGCCGCAGCCGCUCUACCUUCGAACCGGAACUCGAGAAUCUACGCAAAAUCAACCCCGAGGGCAACUACACCUACUUCGAAGCCGACGUAUCGCUCAUGCGCAACAUCGACGCCGUCUGCUCCGCCAUCACCAAAUACCUCAAUGGCGGAAAGAUCGACCUCCUCUUCACAUCCCAAGGCUCCCUCUCCUUCUCCGGCCGGCACGAUACAGUGGAAGGUCUAGACUUGAGCGUAGCGCUACGGUACUACGGCCGUGUGCGCUUUACGCAACUUCUGCUUCCGCACAUGAACCCCAAGGGGGGUAGAGCCAUCACAGUCCUGGCUGGAACCCAGGAGGGAAAGAUCUUCGAAGAUGAUCUGGACUUGAAGCAGAACUACGGCCUCGCCAACGCGGCUGGGCAUUUCGCCUCCCUCCUCUCCCUCUCCUACGACAGCUUGGCCGCGCAGCAUCCCGGUGUAGGCUUCGUGCACGUCUUCCCUGGGCUCGCGUCCACGGGCCUUCUCGGCCGCAGCGCGGAGGGCGCGUUGGGCGUGCUGAUGCGGUGGGUUGUCCAGCCCGUUCUGGGGCUGUUUAUUGCUAAGCCGGAGGAUGUUGGGGAGCGGAUGUGGUGGCUUGCUACGCAGGAGGGGUUUGUGGGUGGUGAGGGGGUGGCGUGGACGGUGGAUGAGAAGGGAGAAGUGGGUGUGAAUGCGGUGUUGAAGGGGUAUAGGGAGAGAGGGUUGGCGGGGAGGGUUGUGGAGCAUAAUGAGAUGGUGUCUGAGAGCACGAGGGCGUAG